Molecule: messenger RNA, 1767 nt
Organism: Patiria miniata (bat star)
Lineage: Eukaryota; Metazoa; Echinodermata; Asteroidea; Valvatida; Asterinidae
Product: scavenger receptor cysteine-rich domain superfamily protein-like
Exons: 10
Coding region: 55-1767 (570 amino acids)
Biological process (GO): Notch signaling pathway
Cellular component (GO): membrane
Molecular function (GO): Notch binding; calcium ion binding
Source: RefSeq, a predicted model, not a curated record
CUGGGAUUUCAGUUCUUAUCUUUAAUUGAAGGACGAUCAGUUGGAGAGGAAACCAUGGCCUCAAAUGCGGCCACUCUUCCUUACGCAGCAGCAGCAGCAUGCAUCGUCAUCGCAGUACUACCGUGGAUCCACGGCAUAGAAUCGUACUGGGGUCACCGCAGUUUUAAGGUCCAUUGUGAGAAGGGGAUCCGUCUUGGUGGCGGGGACGCCGGCUUGGGAGUCUCCCGUAAGACGUCAUCCAAAGCCCAGUGUCUGCGGAGCUGCUUUGCUCGCGCCGAGUGCAAGUCUAUCAGCUACUCGCCAAAGACGGGCCAAUGCUACAUGAGCGACUCCACCAAGGGUGUAGCUGGGACAUCUCAGGAUGAGGGAUACGUCUACUGCGGACCUGACCAGGAUGAAGUGUGGGAGAGAACCGCUAUUACAGUGGAACUCCCCACAACGACAUUGAUGCCAACCACACUGGAACCCAACGAGUGUGACAGUGACCCUUGCCAGAACGGAGCCGCUUGUAACGACGGCCCGGACAUGUUCACUUGUGACUGCGCCCCUGGGUACGAGGGAACCACAUGCAACACAAAUACUGACGAGUGUGGCAGUAACCCGUGUCAAAAUGGCGCUAAUUGUGUGGAUGCCGUCAACGAGUAUGCAUGCACGUGUCUCGCAGGCUAUGAUGGCGUACACUGCGAAACAAACAUCAACGAAUGUGCUAGCAGCCCUUGUCAAAAUGGCGUCUGCAAUGAUGGAGUCAAUAGCUACACUUGCACUUGUUCUGCUGGAUAUGAAGGGACUUUAUGUAACACGAACACCAAUGAAUGUGCUAGCAGCCCUUGUCAAAAUGGCGUCUGCAACGAUGCAGUCAACAGCUACACUUGCACGUGCACUUCUGGAUACGGAGGAACCUUGUGUGAUACAAACAUCAACGAAUGUGCUAGCAGCCCUUGUCAACAUGGCGCCUGCAAUGACGGAGUCAACAGCUACACUUGCACCUGUUCUGCUGGAUAUGAAGGAACUUUAUGUAACACGAACACCAAUGAAUGUGCUAGCAGCCCUUGUCAAAAUGGCGUCUGCAACGAUGCAGUCAACAGCUACACUUGCACGUGCACUUCUGGAUACGGAGGAACCUUCUGUGAUACAAUAUCAAUCCGUUUGGUGAAUGGUCCGACGUCAAACGAAGGCAGGGUGGAGGUGUGGCACAGUGGCGCCUGGGGCACCGUGUGUGAUGAUUUUUGGGACUUGAACGACGCCAAUGUCGCCUGUCGUCAGUUGGGCUACCCGUAUGCGACAAACGCCUACAUCUCAGCUACCCACGGUGCCGGAUCCGGGCCGAUCCACCUCGAUGAUGCAAGCUGCACUGGUACUGAAGUUCGUCUUGGCAGUUGUCCACAUAACGGAUGGGAUGUGCACAACUGCAACCAUAACGAAGAUGCCAGCCUGAAGUGUUAUCCAGGUACUAGGAUUCGUCUGGUGAAUGGUCCACUGCCCAACGAGGGCCGUGUGGAGGUCUACCACAACGGAGCCUGGGGAACGGUCUGCGAUGACUAUUGGGAUAUCAACGACGGUCACGUAGCCUGCCGUCAACUGGGCUACCCGUCUGCCGCCCAGAUCCUGAACUGGGCUCACUACGGGGCUGGAACGGGGGCUAUACACCUGGAUGACAUGAUGUGUACCGGCAGCGAGGCUAGCUUAGGAGCUUGCAGCCAUCGUGGAUGGGGUUCUCAUAACUGCGGCCACAGCGAAGAUGCAGGUGUCAAGUGCAACCUAACCUAA